Molecule: messenger RNA, 2546 nt
Organism: Nematostella vectensis (starlet sea anemone)
Lineage: Eukaryota; Metazoa; Cnidaria; Anthozoa; Actiniaria; Edwardsiidae
Exons: 1
Coding region: 94-1209 (371 amino acids)
Source: RefSeq, a predicted model, not a curated record
UUGUUGGAAACACUAAGAGCCUUGGGUCUAGUGCAACAUGUAGACCAGCCGACGCACCAAGACGGGCAUAUUCUCGAUCUCGCUAUAACACGUAUGUCCGAGAGUUUAGUCACCGGCGCACCAGUUGUUGAUCAUUUUUUAUCUGAUCACGCUGUAGUACGAUUUCGUCUAGGUCUACCUAGACCUGGUCUUCUCGUCAAUACCAUCAACUACCGGAAGCUUAAGUCUAUUGAUUUGGAGCAGCUGAAAGCUGAAAUGCUGCAAUCCCCCCUGUGCACUAAAGACUCGCCAUCAACUGCGAAUGAGCUUGAUAUAUAUGUAAAAGAGUAUAACAACACCCUUGCAAAAUUACUAAACCGACAUGCACCCAAUAAGACACGGACUCGGGUUACUCGCCCAGUGGUGCCCUGGUACAAUGAUGAGAUCGAUCAAGCUAAGCGUGCUCGCAGGAAAGCGGAGAGGAAAUGGAGGAAGUCUAAACUGCCUAGCGACCUCGCUGAUUUCAAAAAGAAAAGAAAUCACGUCACCAAUGCAAUGAACAAAGCGACAGACGAGUACUACACUCAAUUCGUCGCUGAGAAUAGCUCCGACCAGAAAAAGCUCUUCGAUGCUGCAAGCAAGCUUCUGGGUGGGAAUACAGGACUUCGCUUUCCUGAGCAUGCUAAUAAGACCGUACUAGCGAAUGAUAUUGGGAGAUACUUUGUACGCAAGAUAAAUACCAUCCGAGCUGACAUAGACGCUACUAGUCUGUCCUCACAAGACGUGGAGCUCGUCCCCCCGGACAGGCCAUGGUCAAGCGAAAACAGAACACUCACCCAUUUUAACACCUUGAGUGAAUCUGAUGUGAACGACUUGAUGAGCGGGUCAGCGAAGAAAACGUGUAUUCUUGAUCCUAUGCCGAUUUGUCUGGUCUACGACUCUCUUGAAGUUCUUCUCCCUGCCAUAACUAAUAUGGUAAACUCAUCUCUGUCUACUGGUCAUUUCCCUGCUGACUGGAAGGAAGCCGCUGUAACUCCCUUACUUAAAAAAGGUACUAAGGACACCGGAAAUAACAAUGUACGUCCAGUCAGUAAUUUGCAGUUUACUUCCAAGAUCACGGAGAGGGCGGUAUUUAAUCAACUUUACGCCCACGUCACGGAAAAUGUUCUCCUACCUGAGCUACAAUCGGCUUAUAGGAAAUCGUACAGCACGGAGACAACUCUUUUAUAGAUUGCAAAUGACAUGAUGAUCAACAUGAACAGCCAGCACGUGACCCUUUUGGUGCUGCUAGAUUUGAGCGCGGCAUUCGACACUAUCGAUCACUGCAUACUUCUCCAACGCCUUAACACAUCAUUUGGCGUUGCUGGCGAUGCUCUAAGAUGGCUAACAUCAUAUCUGACUGAUCGGGCACAACGUUUUGUUGUUGAUGGAAAACAGUCUGACAGAUGCAGUUUAUCAUUUGGUGUACCUCUAGGAUCCUGCCUCGGUCCUCUCCUCUUCUCCAUUUAUGCAAGCAAGUUGUUUGAGGUCAUCAAAUUCCAUCUGCCUCACGCACAUGCAUACGCUGACGACACCCAGCCGUACCUCUCAUUCAAAGCUGACAGCUCUGUCGGUGAGACAGAGGCCAGGUGUGCCAUGGAGCGAUGCAUCAGGGCGGUGAGGUCGUGGAUGGUCGCGGACAAGCUCAAGAUCAACGAGGACAAGACUGAGUUCAUGCUCAUUGGAACGCGCCAGCAGCUGGAAAAAGUAGGGACUAACAGUCUUCUAGUAGCCGAGACUGCUGUGCCACCUGUAGGCGAAGCUAGAAACCUUGGUUUUUGGUUUGACUGUAAUUUUAAAUUUGAACAACACAUUACCAAGACAUGUCAGUCUGCUUUUUAUUUUAUUUUUAAUAUUAGACGUAUACGUAAAUUUUUAUCCAAAGAUGCAGCUAAGACUCUAGUACAGGCUCUGGUGAUAAGUAGAUUAGACUAUUGUAAUUCGCUUUUAUAUGGCCUUCCUGCAAUACAAAUCAACAGACUUCAGCGCGCUCAAAAUGCAGCAGCAAGAUUAAUAUCGAACACGCCACGCUAAUCUCAUAUUACACCUGUUAUGUUAGAUCUCCACUGGCUACCUGUUAACUUUAGGAUUACUUUUAAAAUAGCUGUUAUUACAAGCAUUACAUGGCAUUGCUCCCGCUUACCUCAGCGACCUAAUAAAGGCUAGGCAGUCGAAUUACAAUCUUAGAUCAACAAAUAGUAAUAUCUUAGAAAGGUCUAGAAUUAGGACAGGAAAAACCACUGGGGACCGUGCCUUCCAGGUUGCGGCCCCAGUGGUAUGGAACUCACUACCACAACACGUUAGGGCAGCGACAUGUAUUUUAACUUUCAAGAAAUUUUUAAAGACUCAUUUAUUUAAUUUGGCAUAUUUUUAGAUAAUAUAUCAUUUUAGUAUAGUUAGUAUAGUAUAGUUAGUAGUUUUAGCUUAGUUUUAUCACAUAUAUAAUUUUUAGUUGUUGUAAAGCGCAUUAGAUCAUAUAGAUAAUGAAUUUUGCGCUAUAUAAAUAAUAAAAUUAUUAUUAUUAUUAU